Molecule: messenger RNA, 1432 nt
Organism: Cottoperca gobio
Lineage: Eukaryota; Metazoa; Chordata; Actinopteri; Perciformes; Bovichtidae
Gene: hax1
Product: HCLS1 associated protein X-1
Exons: 7
Coding region: 157-1104 (315 amino acids)
Biological process (GO): negative regulation of apoptotic process; regulation of actin filament polymerization
Cellular component (GO): clathrin-coated vesicle; apical plasma membrane; mitochondrion
Source: RefSeq, a predicted model, not a curated record
ACGGUAACGUAGCAUUACGACUGGUUGCGUCAUUCUAAAGUAACUAGAACACUUUACGACAGUGUUGACAAUUGAGGAUUUCGUUUUCUUCGGCGGGUGUCUGCUGUUGGUAUAGCUUUUAGUUAUGAUUUAGUUUUGCACAAAAGCUGCCAUUAAAUGAGUGUUUUUGACUUAUUUCGCGGGUUCUUCGGAGUACCUGGAGGCCAUUAUCGUAGCCAACGGGACCCCUUCUUUGAUGCUAUGACCCAUGACGACGACGAAGAUGAUGAUGAUGAAGAAGAAGAUGGACUCUACUAUGAUGGGUUCCGGGGGGACCAGCAGGACCCCUUCGACAGUGCCUUGAGGUUUGGCUUCAGCGUUGGCCCCGACGGGAUGAGGAUCCAGGAGCCUCCGAUGUUUGGCCAGAUCCUCAGGGAGAUGGAGGAGAUAUUCUCCCAGCUGGGCCGCUGGGACAGACAGCCAGAAUCUGGACACUUUGGUGUUCCCAGUAUCAUGCCACCACUACCUCGGGACAGAGCUGAAAGAGGUGGAGGGGGAUGCGGUGGGAACCCCCUCAGAGAUUUUAUGCUCAAAUCUCCCAACAACAACAACAACCCACAAGGACCCCAAGCUGGACCAUCCAGAGAGCCCAGUAACGAUGGGCACCCUUCUUAUGAGUCACCAGAAUUUCCCAGCUCACCAUUUCAUAGCUGGACCCCUUUUUCAAAAUUUAAUGAUAUUUGGAAAAGAGGGCCACAGAGAUCUCCAGAGGAGGAGCGUAAAGAAGACAGAGAUCUGGACUCUGAAGUAUCUUCUGGGGGCUUGGAUCAGAUUCUGACGCCACCUGCUGGUCAGGCACCGAACCAACCCAGGACCCGCUCAUUCUUCCAAUCAGUCAUCGUCACCAAGGUGGUGAAACCUGAUGGGACUGUAGAGGAGAGGCGAACAGUUCGAGACAGCCAAGGCAAAGAAGAGACCACGGUGACCCGUUCAGGAGGUCCGGGCCGCCUGGAGGGACCAGACCAUCAAACUGGACCUGCCAUAUCAGGUGGUCAAAAUCCAUUUUCGGACUUGCGGGGGGAUGAUGACUCAUUAUUCUCAAAGUUCUUUGGAGGGUUUAAAUAACAUGUGAAAUAUAAUAUGAAGUGGAGUUCUAUUCUCUAGUUUCAGUCUAGAGCUGUAAGUUUGCCUGCGUAUAUGAUUUUUCUAUAUAUGGACAUAACACUUGCAUGACUGUCAAUUGCCAAAAUGAAUGUGUUGGAUCAGCGUCUCUGGACUGAUUUAAGGGUUUCCAAUGUAGCCUGCCAAUCUCGAAGACUAGUGAUUUGAACAAAUCGAGACACAUCAGGUAACGAUUCCUAAUGACAUAUUUUAUUUUUGGAAUUUUCCUGUAGGAUGAGCUUGUAUGAAUAUGAGUGUGACAUAUGUCAAAUAAAGAGUCUUAAUAUAUUUA